AUGGCCCUCCUCAGACCCCUCUCGACACCAUCACUCUACGGCGGCGAACCGAAGACGGCCCCCGCCGCUGCCACGGACGGCCGAAGUGCAAUGUCCCCCAUCUUUCUCUUCCUCCAGCACUUUCUCCGCCCCCCAUCGCCCCCGCCCCCGCCCAUGCCCCGCCUCUACCCUCCCGCCACCUCCCCCAGGGCCCACCAAGGCCCACUGGGCAACAUGACCACGCUCGACCCGCUCCCGACCGACAUCACAGACAUCAUCUUUGACCAUCUCAUCGAGCUCAUCCCCCUCACUCUCGCCGUCCUCUCCAAAGCAUGCUACAACAAGCUUGUGCCCCAUAUCUACAAGACCGUCAUCAUCCGCAAAGCCAACGCAUGCCGCGUCCUGUACGGUAUGUGUCUCGAGCAGACCGCCGAGCUGCCCUACCCAUACGGCGGCCUGUUGUUUGGCAAACGCAAAGCCAAAGCAUUCGAGCACACCAAAAAGGUCGUAUUCAAAGAUAUCUGGGCUGCAGAAGCCCUCGUCCUCGCCUCCCGCGAAUUCCCCACCCACGAAUUCGGCUUCAUGGCCACCGAAAACUCCUACCCCCUCCUCUUCCCACACACCACCCACCUCCUCCUCGGCAAAGCCCUCCUCCGCUCCCUCCCCGACUGCGCCCGCGACGUUAGCAUCGCCGAGCAAAAGCGCUGGGAGACCAACCACGUCCUCCGCUUCCAAGACGGCGCCACGCAGAAAGACAAGUGGGUCGAGCAUUUCGGAAACUGGUUUGUGACCGCGGGCGAGUUUGAGGAUUUGCUUUUCCGGAUGGUGGACCCCGAGGUGAUCUGCUUUGAUAUGCAGUAUGUGGAGUGCGAUGGGAAUUCCAUGUCGGGCUCGAGGGUCACGGAUGCUAUAGGGCUGCAUCGCCCGAAGGGGCGGGUGGUGAUACAUUGGUUCUUCUACUCGGCGGAGGAACAGCGCCCGCUGUUUGGCGAAAUCGCAAUGUCCACCCCCAUCACCAUCAUCUUCCAUACCUCCCCCCCUCCCAACGAGGCAAUCACAGACCCCGAAAUCGCCCUCGCCCACUCCAUCUUCACCUCCUUCACCCCCCUCCAAGCCGCGCGCGAACUCGCCCUCGCCGUCGACCGCAUGAUUGAGGAAAUCCUCAAUUUCACCGACAUCAUCUCGGACGACAGGCUGCCGGGGGAGGAAGAGUGCGAGACGUGUGAGAUUGAGUUGGUGUUGCCGCAGGCGGAGGAGGUGAGGAGGAUAUGGAAGUGGGAAGGGAGGGAGGAUAGGACGGAGGAGGUGGUGGAGUUUACAGAGACGUGGGAGAGGAUUGUCAAGUUUAGGGAUGUGCAGGAGGUGGGGGCUUGUGAGGCGUGUGGGAGGAGUGGGUGAGUUGGAGAUGUGGAUGGACGAUAUAGGGAGGGUGCAGGGAUACCCGGGAUCGCAGGGUUGACUCCGUCAUGAAAGACCAUGCAAUGUCGCCUAUCCACCGAUACUUCCGAUCGCGCCGUCUGUGCCAGGUGCCAAGGGGGCCAAAUGGAGUCGGAACAAAGUGAAGAUCUGGCCAUGAAAGAGGGCGUCGAGCCGGUCCAGCUGUUCAAAUCAUCGCAUAGCAACACCACAAUAAGCCUUGGGCGUCAGCGCGUGGAGACGAAUGUGGGAUGUAGGACGAUGACGUGUGUUGUAUGGAUGGUCCGUGUCAGAUCUUUCUUUCUGUAUUUGUUGUCUUCUUUUUCGUACUUGUGUUUGUCAGAGCAGAACCGUCUUGUAGCAUCUCCAUAAUCAUCAAUCUUACGAAGUUCAUGCAUUGCUCCUGUUGCCGC
Molecule: messenger RNA, 1808 nt
Organism: Cryptococcus amylolentus CBS 6039
Lineage: Eukaryota; Fungi; Basidiomycota; Tremellomycetes; Tremellales; Cryptococcaceae
Exons: 4
Coding region: 1-1377 (458 amino acids)
Source: RefSeq, a predicted model, not a curated record